GGACCGUGGUGAGUAUCCGCGAGCUGCAGAACUCGGUGCGGGACGGCAUCAUCUUGUACCGGGCGCUGCUGGACGAGGUGCGCCACAACAUGGAGGCCGAGAAGACGGCCGUCGCCACGUUCUGCCGCCAGCUGCACGAGACCGUCAGCCAGCUGCAGGAGCGGCUGCUGGCCGAUGUCGAGGGGCAGUACACGCAGAAGACGUCCACCUUCCAGCAGCAGCUGUGUGACCUGUGCGCCCUGCUGCCCGUGCUGCACGUGCACCUCAGCAUGUGCACCACCUUCACGCACUCGGCGAACAAGACCGAGUUCCUGGACCUCAGCUACUCGCUGAUGGCCCGGCUCUCGGACAUCGCUCACAUCGGCGUGCCGCUCAGGCCGAGCCAGACGAGCCAGGUGAAGACCAACUACCGGCGCGAGGUGUACCAGGCGCUGGACCCGCUGCUGUGA
Molecule: messenger RNA, 449 nt
Organism: Pollicipes pollicipes
Lineage: Eukaryota; Metazoa; Arthropoda; Thecostraca; Pollicipedomorpha; Pollicipedidae
Product: RING finger protein 207
Exons: 5
Coding region: 90-449 (119 amino acids)
Cellular component (GO): perinuclear region of cytoplasm
Molecular function (GO): transmembrane transporter binding; Hsp70 protein binding
Source: RefSeq, a predicted model, not a curated record